Corticium candelabrum is the source of this 1098-nucleotide messenger RNA. RefSeq lists its product as uncharacterized. Gene Ontology annotation, molecular function: GTP binding. The transcript is spliced from 2 exons. NCBI's taxonomy places the organism in Eukaryota, Metazoa, Porifera, Homoscleromorpha, Homosclerophorida, Plakinidae. The record is from RefSeq and is a predicted model, not a curated record. The coding region runs from base 1 to 1098 and encodes 365 amino acids.
AUGAGUUUCUCAAAGGGCAGUGCGUCAGGUCUACGCGACAACGGUUCUUCACGAUACGGAGAUGUACGUUCAUGUAGCACGAGCUCGAAAAUAUCCAGAUCGUCAUUUCCAAGCUGCAGCGCGAGUUUCUCAACCGAUGAACGUUGCGAUCGCACCGUCGUCUUGCUAGGCAGAACUGGCGCAGGAAAAUCGACGUGCGCAAAUGUCCUAGCCGAUAAGACUGAUCUAUUCAAGACUAGCGGUAGACCCAUUAGCAAGACAAAGGAGAUGCAACGCGAAAUCGUUAGUGUGAAUUGGUCAAACAAAACGUACAAAGUGAAAAUUGUUGAUACGAUUGGCAUUGGUGACACCAAACUACCGCAGAACGAAGUCUUGCAUCGCCUCGCAUUGACCUGCCAUGAAUACUGCGACGGAAUCAACGCUGUCCUUUUUCUUGUAAAAAAUCGCUUUGAAGACAAAGAAGCUGAUGCUUGGGAUAUGAUUACGCAGGUCCUGAUUGGUAAAGAAAUUGUCGACUAUACAGCCAUUGUAAAGACAGCUUUUGAAGAAUUCGACAAUAGCGAAGCAACCGAAGCGGAUCGCAGAGAGUUGGAAGAAGGCGAAGCUGCAAAGAAAAUCUUGCCUGGUGUAAAGCACUUUAUAUAUGUCGACAACCCUAGUCUGAAGUAUGGAUCAAUGGAAGCCCUUACGGCUCGUGCAUCUUCUCGAAAGAAGCUUCUCAAGCAUAUAAUUGAGGACUGUCAAAACGUCUUCCAACCGCCCAUGCUGCGUGAGAUUGAAAAAGUAUCAGAAGAAAUCAAAAGACAGGGAGUAGAGAGAAAAGCGGAAAUGGAGAAGACAAUGAGAAUGAUCGUGGAAGAUGAAGCAAGAGCACCAACAAGAAGAAUAGCAGCUGCUGAAAGAGCAGCAGCAGAAAGAAUAGCAGCUGCUGAAAGAGUAGCAGCUACUAGAAAAGGAGCAGUAGCAGUAAAAGCAGCAACAAAGAAAGGUGUGGCUGAGGAAUUCUUGGGAAGUGAAGCUGGAGCAACUGGUAGACUAGCUGACCGAGCAGCUAGCACAGUAGUGGACACAGUUAGUGAAAAUUGUUCUGUUAUGUGA